Molecule: messenger RNA, 6165 nt
Organism: Nerophis ophidion (straightnose pipefish)
Lineage: Eukaryota; Metazoa; Chordata; Actinopteri; Syngnathiformes; Syngnathidae
Gene: atp9b
Product: ATPase phospholipid transporting 9B
Exons: 29
Coding region: 42-3386 (1114 amino acids)
Biological process (GO): phospholipid translocation; retrograde vesicle-mediated transport, Golgi to endoplasmic reticulum; endocytosis
Cellular component (GO): endosome; trans-Golgi network; plasma membrane
Molecular function (GO): ATPase-coupled intramembrane lipid carrier activity; ATP hydrolysis activity; magnesium ion binding
Source: RefSeq, a predicted model, not a curated record
GUUGGGCGAGGUGACGUCAUCACGUGGCCCUCCCAGCCAACAUGGCUGACAUCAUCCCGUUAGCGCCGAUGCGGAAGGGCUCGACGAGAAGCUCUCACUACCGCGCCAACCUACAUUCAAGGUUCUCCCUGGACGAUGAGCCCUCCAACCUGGACGAGAUGCCUCUAAUGAUGUCGGAGGAAGGCUUCGAGAACGACGAGAGCGACUACCAGACGCUGCCGCGGGCCAGAGCCGGCCACCGACGCAGCAGAGGCAUCGGGUGGUUCCUCCUGGGGGGAUGGAGAGUGUUGUGCUGCAGCUGCUGCCAGUUGCUCGCCCGCAUGUGCCGGCGGAAGAAGGAGCUGAAGGCCCGCACCGUCUGGCUGGGCCGCCCGGAGAAAUGCGAAGAGAAGUUCCCCAAGAACUCCAUCCACAACCAGAAGUACAACGUCCUCACCUUUGUGCCCGGGGUUCUCUACCAGCAGUUCAAGUUCUUCCUCAAUCUCUACUUCCUGGUGGUGUCCUGCUCACAGUUUGUGCCGUCGCUCAAGAUCGGAUACUUGUACACCUACUGGGCGCCGCUGGGCUUCGUGCUGGCCGUCACCAUGGUGCGCGAGGCCGUGGACGAGGUGCGACGCCACCGGCGGGACAAAGAAAUGAACUCGCAGCUCUACAGCAAGCUGACGCUGCGUGGUAAAAUCCAGGUGAAGAGCUCGGACAUACAAGUCGGAGACCUGAUUAUCGUGGAGAAGAACCAAAGGAUUCCCGCAGACAUGAUAUUCAUGAGGACGUCUGAGAAAAACGGAGCGUGCUUCAUCAGGACCGACCAGCUGGACGGAGAAACGGACUGGAAGCUGAAAGUGGCUGUCGGCUGCACGCAGAGGCUUCCGGCAGUCGGGGACCUCUUCUCCAUCAGCGCCUACGUCUACGCCCAGGAACCCCAGCUGGACAUCCACAGUUUCGAGGGGAACUUCACACGGGAAGACGCCGAACCCCAAGUCCAGGAGAGUCUGAGCAUCGAAAACACUCUGUGGGCCAGCACAGUGGUCGCCUCUGGCACCGUGAUUGGCGUGGUGAUCUACACGGGCAAAGAAACCAGGAGUGUACUCAACACGUCUUAUGCCAAGAACAAGGUGGGCCUGUUGGACCUGGAGCUGAACCGACUCACCAAGGCCCUGUUCUUCGCCCAGGUGGUUUUGUCCAUCGUCAUGGAAGUACUGCACGGGUUUGUGGGCCCCUGGUUCCGCAACCUCUUCCGAUUUGUGGUGCUCUUCUCGUACAUCAUACCCAUCAGCUUGCGCGUGAACCUGGACAUGGGGAAGGCGGCCUACGGUUGGAUGAUCAUGAAGGACGAAAACAUUCCUGGCACCGUGGUGAGGACCAGCACCAUCCCGGAAGAACUGGGCCGACUGGUCUACCUGCUGACGGACAAAACAGGCACUUUGACACAAAAUGAAAUGAUCUUUAAGCGGCUGCACCUUGGAACCGUGUCCUACGGUACGGACACUAUGGAUGAGAUCCAGAGCCACAUAGUCCGGUCCUACGCCCAGGGGACCUCCUCCAGCGCCACGCCGUCCCGGAAGACCCAGACGCCGGGCCCCAAAGUCCGCAAGAGCGUCAGCAGCCGCAUCAACGAGGCGGUGAAGGCCAUCGCCCUGUGCCACAACGUCACGCCCGUCUACGAGACCAGCGGCGAGACCGAGUUCGCCGAGGCCGACCAGGACUUCAGCGAUGACAACCGCACCUACCAGGCCUCCAGCCCCGAUGAGGUGGCGCUGGUGCGUUGGACGGAGAGCGUCGGCCUAACGCUGGUGAACCGAGACCUGACUUCCCUGCAGCUGAAGACUCCCUCCGGACAGAUCCUGUCCUUCUACAUCCUGCAGAUCUUCCCCUUCACCUCCGAGAGCAAACGCAUGGGUAUCAUCGUCCGGGAGGACUCGACGGGAGACGUCACUUUCUACAUGAAGGGCGCCGACGUCGCCAUGGCGAGCAUCGUCCAGUACAACGAUUGGCUGGAAGAGGAGUGUGGCAACAUGGCCAGAGAAGGCCUGAGAACGUUGGUGGUGGCCAAGAAGUCUCUGUCCGAGGAGCAAUACCAGGACUUCGAGAACCGCUACAACCAGGCCAAGCUGAGCAUCCACGACCGAGCCCUGAAGGUGGCGGCGGUGGUGGAGAGCCUGGAGAGGGAGAUGGAGCUCCUGUGUCUCACGGGUGUGGAGGACCAGCUCCAGGCAGACGUCAGGCCCACGCUGGAGCUGCUCAGGAACGCCGGCAUCAAGAUCUGGAUGUUGACCGGGGAUAAGCUUGAAACGGCAACGUGCAUCGCCAAAAGCUCACAUUUGGUCUCCAGGCACCAAGACAUCCAUGUUUUCCGACCAGUGACGAGCAGAGGAGAGGCCCACCUGGAGCUCAACGCCUUCCGGAGGAAGCACGACUGCGCGCUGGUCAUCUCCGGAGACUCCCUGGAGGUGUGCUUGCGCUACUACGAGCACGAGUUGGUGGAGCUGGCGUGCCAGUGUCCGGCCGUGGUGUGCUGCCGCUGCUCGCCCACCCAGAAGGCCCAGAUCGUCACGCUCCUCCAGCAGCACACUGCCAACAGGACCUGUGCCAUAGGUGACGGCGGGAACGACGUGAGCAUGAUCCAGGCUGCAGAUUGCGGUAUCGGGAUAGAAGGAAAGGAAGGCAAGCAGGCGUCGCUGGCCGCCGACUUCUCCAUCACGCAGUUCAAGCACAUCGGGCGACUCCUUAUGGUGCACGGCAGGAACAGCUACAAGCGCUCGGCGGCCCUGGGCCAGUUCGUCAUGCACCGAGGGAUGAUCAUCUCCGCCAUGCAGGCGGUCUUCUCCUCCAUUUUCUACUUUGCCUCUGUGCCCUUGUACCAGGGGUUCCUCAUGGUCGGCUACGCCACCAUCUACACCAUGUUCCCCGUCUUCUCCUUGGUCCUGGACCAGGAUGUCAAGCCCGAGAUGGCGCUCCUCUACCCAGAACUGUACAAGGACCUAACCAAGGGACGUUCGCUGUCCUUCAAGACCUUCCUGGUUUGGGUUCUGGUCAGCGUCUAUCAAGGGGGCAUCCUCAUGUACGGCGCGCUGGUCCUCUUCGAGUCGGAGUUCGUGCACGUGGUGGCCAUCUCCUUCACGGCGCUCAUCCUGACCGAGCUGCUGAUGGUGGCGCUGACGGUGCGCACCUGGCACUGGAUCAUGGUGCUGGCCCAGUUCCUCAGUCUGGCCUGCUACCUGGCCUCUCUCGCCUUCCUCAACGAGUACUUUGACCUGUCCUUCAUCACCACCUGGCCUUUCCUGUGGAAGGUGUCGUGCAUCACGCUGGUCAGCUGCCUUCCGCUCUACAUCCUCAAGUACCUGAAGCGCAAGUUCUCCCCGUCCAGCUACUCCAAACUGGCCUCCUGAGACAAACACACCUUUUUUUUUUCUUUUUUUUUUUCAAAAACAAAACAUUCCCCCCCUCCUGCUCGCUGCUGCCCCCCAGUGAAGAAGGCGUGUCAGUGCUUGGGUGCAUGGAGGUCAGUGAACCACUGGAGCAAUCGCACACUUUUACUGGAACUGAUCCAGCACAUUAAAAACACCGCCAGAGGAUUUUUGUCACAUCGUUUAGUACGCACUUCAAUCAAAAAACUUUUUUUUUUUUAAUACUUUUUAUACAUUUUUUCUUGAAAAAAGACAAACUUUUUUGUACUUUACUUGAAGUGCAGCUCUUAAUACAGUAAAGAAUGUGCUCGGUCUAGAUCGGGGGUGUCCAAACCUUUGCCACCAAGGGCCACAAAAAGGCUCCUGUGUCCUGUGUUUUGUCAGUUUUCAACUUCAAAACCAGUACAACGCAUAGAUUUUUUUUAAAACAACUAAAAUUGGAAAUUUGGGUAGAAAUUUUGGGUAAAUGCUACAGCGUUAAGUAUCAAAAAUAUGACCAACAUUAGCAAAAUAACACUAGCAUGGUAACAAUAAUAUGUUAACAUGUUAUAUAUCUGCUAAAUUUGCUUAAAAAAAAAAAAGCUAGCAUGCUCAAAUGUGUCAUAGUGCCAAAAUAUAUUACUCUGAAAUGUGUACUUGGAAAAAUGUGUAUAAAAUGCUAGCUUGCUAACGUUAGCAUGCAUCAAGUCGCAAAAUAUGAUUGAGGUGUGUACAUAGAAAUUUUUUGUUAAUGAUGAAGCGUCAAGUAUCAAAAAAUAUCAGUAAAAUUAGCAAAUAACGCUAGCAUGCUAACAAUGAUAUGUUAACAUGCUAUAUACCUGCAAAAUUUGCUAAAAAAGCUAGCAUUCUAAAAUGUGUCAAGUACCGAAAUAUAUUACUCUGAAAUGUGUACUUGGUCAAAUAUUUACAAAAUGCUAGCUUGCUAACGUUAGCAUGCAUCAAGUCGCAAAAUAUGAUUGAGGUGUGUACAUGGAGAUUUUGGGUGAAUGCUGAUGCGUCAAGUAUCAAAAAAUAUCAGCAAAAUUGCCAAAUAACGCUAGCAUGCUAACAAGUAUAUGUUAACAUGCUAUAUAUCUUCAAAUUUGCUGAAAAAAAAAAGCUAGCAUGCUAAAAGGUGUCAAGUACCGAAAUAUAUUGCUCUGAAAUGUGUACUUGGUAAAAUAUUUACAAAAUGCUAGCUUGCUAACGUUAGCAUGCAUCAAGUCGCAAAAUAUGAUUGAGGUGUGUACAUGGAAAUUUUGUGUGAAUGCUGAAGCGUCAAGUAUCAAAAAAAUAUGACCAAAAUUUGUAAAGAAAAAAACGCUAGUGCUAUGUACCUGCUAAAUUUGCCCAAAAAAAAGCUAGCAUGCUAAAAUGUGUCAAGUGCCGAAAUGUAUUACUCUGAAUUGUGUACUUGGAAAAUGUGUACCCAAUGCUAGCUGGCUAACGUUAGCAUGCAUCAAGUCGCAAAAUAUGAUUGAGGUGUGUACAUGGAAAUUUUGGGUGAAUGCUGAAGCGUCAAGUAUCAAAAAAAUAUGACCAAAAUGUGUAAAGAAAAAAACGCUAGUGCUAUGUACCUGCUAAAUUUGCCCCAAAAAAAAGCUAGCAUGCUAAAAUGUGUCAAGUGCCAAAAUGUAUUACUCUGCAAUGUGUACUUGGAAAAAUUUGUAUGAAAUGCUAGCUUGCUAAUGUUAGCAUGCAUCAAGUCGCAAAAUAUGAUUGAGGUGUGUACAUAGAAAUUUUGUGUUAAUGCUGAAGCGUCAAGUUUCAAAAAAUAUGAGCAAAAUUAGCAAAUAACGCUAGCAUGCCAACAAUAAUAUGUUAACAUGCUAUAUACCUGCUAGAUUUGCCAAAAAAGCUAGCAUGCUAAAAUGUGUCAAGUGCCGAAAUGUAUUACUCUGAAUUGUGUAAUUGGAAAAAUGUGUUCCCAAUGCUAGCUUGCUAACGUUAGCAUGCAUCAAGUCGCAAAAUAUGAUUGAGGUGUGUACAUAGAAAUUUUGUGUUAAUGCUGAGGCGUCAAGUUUCAAAAAAUAUUAGCAAAUAAUGCUAGCAUGCCAACAAUAAUAUGUUAACAUGCCAUAUACCUGCUAAAUCUGCUAAAAAAGCUAGCAUGCUAGAUUGUGUUUAGAAAUGAGCUUUGUGCCACACUUUGGACACCCCUGGUCUAGAUGAAGAACUGCACCCAGGCCAGCGUAGUACCUCACCACCACAUAUCUCCUCGGGUGUCGCAACAAUCAAAACGUUUUGGGAACUUUUCCGAGGUGGUGUGUUUUUGAUGGACAGCUGUGGCGGGAAUGAGUUUUAUGAUUCCCGGAAGGUGUUUUAAGAGUUGAAGUUCUCUUCAACUCCCGCCUGACAGUGUUUCAAUGAUCCAUGUACUUGUUGACUAUCAUCAUGAUUAUCAAUGUACCCGUUGACUAUCAUGAUUAUCAAUGUACAUGUUGAUUAUCAUCAUGAUUUUCAAUGUACAUGUUGACUAUCAUGAUUAUCAAUGUACCCGUUGACUAUCAUGAUUAUCAAUGUACAUGUUGAUUAUCAUCAUGAUUUUCAAUGUACAUGUUGACUAUCAUCAUGAUUAUCAAUGUACAUGUUGACUAUCAUGAUUAUCAUUAAGACGGCGGUUGUCGUCGUUUGAAAAGAUUGACGGAAGUUUCUUUUGCAAAAGUUAAUUCCCGUGUUUUGGUCGGAAUCUUGCUGAAACUUUUAUAUGUCCUGCAUUGUAGCUGCUAUUUAUGUCCUCCUUUUCCAUUUAACGACUAAAUAAAGGAAGAAAGUCCACUUA